Molecule: messenger RNA, 2215 nt
Organism: Cryptotermes secundus
Lineage: Eukaryota; Metazoa; Arthropoda; Insecta; Blattodea; Kalotermitidae
Gene: yip2
Product: 3-ketoacyl-CoA thiolase, mitochondrial
Exons: 8
Coding region: 322-1521 (399 amino acids)
Biological process (GO): fatty acid beta-oxidation
Molecular function (GO): acetyl-CoA C-acetyltransferase activity
Source: RefSeq, a predicted model, not a curated record
CAUAUUAUAAAUCCUCCAGUUUCAUUAAGUGUUUGGAAUUUCUUGACUAGAUUAAUAACUAUUAGCUUCUCAAGACGGACUGUUGCACAGCGUUAAAGAAAGUCCACUUAACUUCUAGUGACUUUUGUCGAAAACUAAUUUCCGUUGGUAUCACUAAUGUGCAUGUUUGCUCAUAACACGUUACAUCAGACUUUGACCCCAGUAUUAGCAAACCACGUGCACUUUGUACUAAGCUUUGCAUCACAACCUUUCGACGCUUUCGACCAAUUAAACUGAACGCAGAACCAGUUGCUCAUUGAAGUUGGAAGGGUCGAUGUUGCCAUGGCUGCACUAACCAAAGGAGUUUUCAUUGUAGCUGCCAAGCGAACACCAUUUGGAACUUAUGGUGGAAAGUUCCUGAAGAAAAGUAUAACAGAUCUGCAAGAGGUUGCAAAUAAAGCAGCCAUAACAGCUGCUGGACUGAAGCCUGAACACAUUGACUCUGUCGUCAUUGGCAAUGUUAAUGCAUAUUCAUCCUCAGAUGGUGCAUUCAUGGCACGACACGCUGCACUGCGUGCAGGCAUACCCAUUGAGCGUCCAGCUGUCGCUGUGAACAGACUGUGUGGUUCAGGCUUCCAAGCUGUAGUCAGUGGGGCACAGAACAUUUUAGUAGGAGACUCAAGUGUGGUGCUGACUGGUGGCACAGAAAACAUGAGUCAGUCUCCCUUUGUGGUACGAGACACAAGGUUUGGAACAAGCCUUGGCACACCACUGCAACUGGAAGAUUCACUGUGGGUUGGCCUCACUGACACCUACUGCAAGACUCCUAUGGGACUAACAGCAGAGAACCUGGCUGAAAAAUACAGUAUCCCUCGAGAAGAGGUUGACCAAUUUGCUCUUCGGUCUCAGACCUCAUGGAAGAAAGCUCAUGACAGUGGCUACUUUAAGGAGGAACUUGCUCCUGUUACAAUUAAAGUGAAGGGAAAGGAGGAAGUUGUUGAUGUGGAUGAGCACCCCCGACCCCAGACCACACCUGAGGGACUGGCCAAGCUUCCAACAGUGUUCAAGAAGGGUGGAGUAGUCACGGCUGGAUCUUCAUCUGGUAUCUGUGAUGGGGCAGGUGCUGUUAUUCUUGCUAGUGAAAAAGCUGUCAAUGAGUUGGGACUAAAACCACUGGCCCGUCUUGUAGCAUACAGCAUUGUUGGGGUAGAGCCCACUAUCAUGGGCAUUGGACCUGCUCCAGCCAUUCAGAGGAUUCUGAAGAUCUCUGGAAAGAAACUGAGUGAUAUCGACUUGGUUGAGAUUAAUGAAGCCUUUGGUGCUCAGACACUGGCAUGUCAGAAGGAACUGAAACUAGACCUGGAGAAGCUGAAUGUGAAUGGGGGAGCCAUUGCACUGGGACAUCCCCUUGGUGCCUCAGGAGCACGCAUAACAACACACCUCGUGCACGAGCUUAGGAGGAGAAAGGCCAAGUUUGGCAUUGGCUCCGCAUGCAUUGGAGGAGGGCAAGGCAUAGCCGUGCUGCUUGAGAGCAUCCAGUGAGCGGACUGUAUUACCAACAGCACACAGUGUUUGCACAGUAAUCACUUGGCCUUCGACAUGAAACUGUGACACAUUCACAGUUUAUACAUUUGGGAUAUAUAUAUAUAUAUACAUAUAUAAACAGCUACUAAAAUUGACCUUUAUAUUGUAGACUUGUUGCGUAUGGCACCUCUGUAGUCUCAUAGGUGUUUAGAUACAUUUUACAGGAAUUUGCUGACCCCCAAAUUCGGUACAGAAGUGGAGGCAGUAGGUUCCUCCAAAAGAAUGGUAACCAUCUAUCAGACUGCAGGAUGUCAUAACCAAGAAAGCCACAGUCUAAAAUUUCACCACCACAAAACUAUCAUAUCUCACAUAAAACUGACGUUGCCCAUAUAUUGCCACUUUCAAGUGAUGUUACAGAUUUGCUCAGUUUGUGGAAAUAAACUGAUCAGAUACAUAUUAUUGAGCUUCCGACAGGAAACAAGCUAAUGUGGCGGGUCGUAUGGAUAUGAGACAUUAGCACAAAGAUUGAGCAAAACAGGAGGUGGACUAAACUAAGCUUUCACAUGGGUAUAAUAAAAUCUUGAGCCACACAAAUAAACAAGUUCACCACCAACAAAGUAUUUUAUAUAUAUUUUGAUAUUUUCUACAAGUAAAAAUUUUUCUUGUAUGUACAAACACAGUUUGUAAUAAAAUGCUUCCAAACUAUACAAUU